Molecule: messenger RNA, 609 nt
Organism: Spinacia oleracea (spinach)
Lineage: Eukaryota; Viridiplantae; Streptophyta; Magnoliopsida; Caryophyllales; Amaranthaceae
Exons: 2
Coding region: 1-609 (202 amino acids)
Biological process (GO): DNA integration
Molecular function (GO): nucleic acid binding
Source: RefSeq, a predicted model, not a curated record
AUGGAUGCCAUCAUAGCUUACAAAACUGACGGGACACUUCCCAGUGACCACUGUCUAGCUGCUAAGUUACAAAAAAUGAGUUCUUGGUUUGAAAUAUGGAACGACGUCUUAUACAAGAAGUCUUACUCUCGGCCUCUCUUGCGCUGUGUGACGCCUGAAAAAGGGAAGGAAAUCCUCGCUGACUUGCAUCAAGGGUUAUGUAGUUCUCAUAUUGGAGGACGAGCCUUAGCCGAAAAAGCACUUAGAACUGUUGAUUAUUUCACCAAAUGGGUUGAAGCCGAAGCCCUCAAAAACAUCAAAACAUAUGACGUGAAGGCGUUUAUCUGGAGAAACGUCAUUACCAGGUUUGGAGUACCACAGUCAAUCGUCUUUGACAACGGACCUCAAUUUGAGACGCCUAAGUUGAAAGAAUGGCUGACAGAGCACGGGAUUCAUAGUUGCUUUGCCUCCGUCGGGCGACCACAAGCCAACGGCCAGGUUGAAGCUUUCAACAAAAUUAUCUCACAAGGGAUAAAAAAAAAGUUUAACAAAGCAAAAGGAUUAUGGGCUGAUGAAUUGCCUAAUGUUCUGUGGUCAAUUCGUACCACAACAAAAAAUUCCACUGGAUAA